Messenger RNA from Carassius auratus (goldfish), 2520 nucleotides. RefSeq names its product zinc finger and BTB domain-containing protein 2-like. Gene Ontology annotation, molecular function: DNA-binding transcription factor activity, RNA polymerase II-specific; protein binding. Gene Ontology annotation, biological process: regulation of transcription by RNA polymerase II. Gene Ontology annotation, cellular component: nucleus. The record is from RefSeq and is a predicted model, not a curated record. Bases 519 to 2135 code for a protein of 538 amino acids. The transcript has 3 exons. NCBI's taxonomy places the organism in Eukaryota, Metazoa, Chordata, Actinopteri, Cypriniformes, Cyprinidae.
GUUUCUCGUGAGCCCAUUUCUCUCGGCUGUAAAAGUGCACAGUCUGUCAACUGAAAUGCAAAUAGCCCUUCUGCGUGUAUCUGUCUCGAUACGUUAUCUUCAUGUGGGGGUGGGUAGCGUGACCUACGGCUAUCCAACUCCACUAAAAUCCGUUUAUGUGUAACGUUCACUAGCGAUCGUUCGCCCUGAAUGAUUGCUCAACAUUCAUCUCCGCCGCACCGCGAACACACGAGGAGAACGACACCCGUAACGAUCACCAGAGCAAUCCUCUGGCGGCUCUUAGCGCCAAAGACCGUUUGUUUUGGCACCCCAGGGAAGUGGGUUUUACAACCGCUGUUUUAAGCCCUUUUAGACAGUCAUGUGAUUGUAACGUAACCCGACCGGAAAACACCGACGACCAUCGCCGCCAAUGCUGCGUUUGAGAGGAACAGAGCAGCUGCGAGCCCAACGGACAAGUCUCCCGGUAACAGACAACAACUCGAGGACUCCACACACUUACGCGGAGGAAAGGUGGAAGUAUGGAGCUGGCCAAUCAUGGUCUUAUCCUUCUGCAGCAGCUCAACGCACAGAGGGAGUUUGGCUUCCUGUGUGACUGCACAGUCGCCAUCGGCGAUGUCUUUUUCAAAGCACACAAGGCCGUGCUGGCCGCAUUCUCGAACUACUUCAGAAUGCUAUUUAUACACCAGGACAGUGACUGUGUUCGUUUGAAGCCUGCUGACAUUCAGCCCGACAUCUUCAGCUACCUCCUCAAUCUGAUGUACACCGGAAAACUGGCGACACAGCUUAUCGACCCAGCUCGCCUGGAGCAGGGCGUCAAGUUCCUCCAUGCGUACCCUCUCAUUCAGGAGGCAAGUCUGGCUAGCCAUGCGACUCAUGCCCACCCCGAGGUCAGCCUUCCCCUGUCGUCCUCUCUUUAUGGCAUUCAGAUAUCAGACCAACAGCCCACACUCACGAACCGCCCCUCAGCGAGAACACAUCUCUCUUCGACGUUCGACUCGGAGGGUGGCGGUUUGCUCGAUGUCAAGUGCAUUACCACAAACAAAGCUACCUCACUGACUCAGCCUGUGUCCAAGCACAGGCAAGCUCUGUCAGAAGCGGAGAUGGAAGCGUCCGCGAGCAUCAGUCAGUUUGUGAGGGAAGGUGGCGAGAUGGAAACAUCUGCAAGUGAGGCCCCAUCUUGCUCCUUGAGCACCAACACCAUUCGGCAUGUGAAGCCCAGCAUCAUGAGAAGAAGUUCCUCUCUGAGGAAGCAUUAUACGUGCCAUGUAUGUGGGGGUCGCUUCACCCAGCGAGGAGCCUUACGAGAGCACCUGCUUCAACACACUCAGGCUAUGCUCCCCCUGGUGUUGGAGUCCGGUGGUGCGGCUUCCCCCAUGCUGACUGGAGGUGCCGCCACACCAGAGGUGGAGGAAGUUCUCAGAGGAAGCGAAGCCGCUGCAGCCACUCCCAUCAUCGUGGACGGUGCCAGUGACAGUGAGCAACAUGUGUACUCAAGAGACUCACCUCAUCCUGAAACAGCUAUGCCUGUCCCAACGACAACUGCAGUCAGCCUGUGCAUGGCGCAGCCCCAGGCUGACACUCCACCUCCAUCCGAUAUCGCUGAUAUCGACAACCUAGAGGGUGCAGCUGACAUGGAGCGGGAAGUGAAGCGGAGGAAAUAUGAGUGCUCCACUUGUGGCCGCAAGUUCAUCCAGAAGAGCCACUGGAGAGAGCACAUGUACAUCCAUACGGGAAAGCCGUACCGCUGCAGCGCUUGCGGCAAGAGCUUCUGUCGGGCCAAUCAAGCGGCCCGGCACGUUUGCAUGAAUCUGGGCUCAGAGCCAGCAUACACCAUGGUAGACCGACAGAGCAUGGAGCUGUGCGCCGCGGACGACUCCAGCCAAAUGGAGGCGCUGUUUCUCGGCUCUUCUGGGAGACCGUACAAAUGCAAUGUGUGUGAAAUGACCUUCUCCAGCCCCAAUGAGGUGAUCAAGCACCUGUGCUUCAACCAGGGUGCGCUCUCAGUUGGAGCGGCUGGAGAAAUGGCCAUCAGUGGGCUGAACAGUGACAGCCUGGCCAAAGACGAAGGCUCGGAUUCAUCCAGUGGUGGGCCGUUGACAACGCCCAUCAAAACUGAGGAAGUCUUUGUGGAAUAGCUUUGCAUUCAUCCACUUCAAAGUAUCGUUUCUUUUAAUGUAUUGCGUUUCAAUUGUGGGUAAAUUAUGAUCAGAAGUUAAGCUACAGAUGGAAAAUUCUGUUAUAUUGUCUCUUUUUUUCUGGGGAUUUUACUUCUGGAAAGUGCUGAAAUCUACGACUACUUUCAGCUUUUUUAACACUCAUAAAUUUGGUCACUAUAUUUAUAACAGCUUGAAAGCAUAUUUAGUCCAACAAGUCAAAUUCCUGCUUCAUUCUGUAUUUCUUUCAAGGAGUUUAUUAGUUACUUGGGUCAUUUGUUUGGGUAGUUUGUGUUUCUUCCUGUCUAAAAGCAUACAGAAAAAAGGAUGUAGUGAGCUGCUGUUAUCCUGUGUUUGUCACAGUGCA